This is a messenger RNA of Mus musculus (house mouse), 3104 nucleotides long. RefSeq names its product VPS26 retromer complex component A (gene Vps26a). Lineage: Eukaryota; Metazoa; Chordata; Mammalia; Rodentia; Muridae. The transcript is spliced from 9 exons. Gene Ontology annotation, cellular component: tubular endosome; lysosome; vesicle. Bases 123 to 1202 code for a protein of 359 amino acids. Gene Ontology annotation, biological process: retrograde transport, endosome to Golgi; intracellular protein transport; endocytic recycling. The record is from RefSeq and is marked validated.
GGGACUCCCAACGGCGGGCGCGGCGCCGAGCCUGCAGGGAAGGGGCGCGGAGCGGUGAGGCCUGACGGCUGCCCGCUCCCGGCCAGGCCUGAGCACCUGCGGCCGGCGGCACUGUCCCGGCCAUGUCGGAGCCUCUGCCCGCCUUCCUCGACCGGCUGUGGGGACCCUGGCUGGGCACCCGCAGCCCGCCCAGCCGGAGCUCGGCAGCCUCGCCUUCCAAGAGUUUUCUUGGAGGCUUUUUUGGUCCCAUUUGUGAGAUUGAUGUUGCCCUUAAUGAUGGGGAAACCAGGAAAAUGGCAGAAAUGAAAACUGAGGAUGGCAAAGUAGAAAAACACUAUCUCUUCUAUGAUGGCGAGUCUGUCUCAGGAAAGGUAAACCUAGCCUUUAAGCAGCCUGGAAAGAGGCUAGAGCAUCAAGGAAUUAGAAUUGAAUUUGUAGGUCAAAUUGAGCUUUUCAAUGACAAGAGUAAUACUCAUGAAUUUGUAAACCUAGUGAAGGAACUAGCCUUGCCUGGAGAACUGACUCAGAGCAGAAGCUAUGACUUUGAAUUUAUGCAAGUUGAAAAGCCAUAUGAGUCAUACAUCGGUGCCAAUGUCCGCCUGAGGUAUUUUCUUAAGGUGACAAUUGUGAGAAGAUUGACAGACUUAGUGAAAGAGUACGAUCUUAUUGUUCAUCAGCUAGCCACCUAUCCUGAUGUCAACAACUCUAUUAAAAUGGAAGUGGGCAUUGAAGACUGUCUGCACAUAGAGUUUGAAUAUAAUAAGUCCAAGUAUCAUUUAAAGGAUGUAAUUGUUGGAAAAAUUUACUUCUUAUUAGUAAGAAUAAAAAUACAACACAUGGAAUUACAGCUGAUCAAGAAAGAGAUCACAGGAAUUGGACCCAGCACCACAACAGAGACAGAAACAAUCGCUAAGUAUGAAAUAAUGGAUGGGGCGCCAGUAAAAGGAGAAUCUAUUCCGAUAAGAUUGUUCUUAGCAGGGUAUGACCCAACCCCCACGAUGAGAGAUGUGAACAAGAAGUUUUCAGUAAGGUACUUUCUAAACCUCGUGCUUGUUGAUGAGGAGGACCGAAGGUACUUCAAGCAGCAGGAGAUCAUCCUGUGGAGAAAAGCACCCGAGAAACUGAGAAAACAGAGGACGAACUUUCACCAGCGGUUUGAAUCUCCAGACUCGCAGGCCUCUGCGGAGCAGCCUGAGAUGUAAGCAGGUGGGCAGAGCAGCAAGUGCAAGAACCGGGCCAAGAGAGCAGCUCAGCUGGCUGACGACAGUCGCAGCGUGCGGACAUCCCAACUCCACGUCUGCUAGUCUUCCUUAUCCUAGAGUGCUGCGUUUAUUUUACAGUAUGAUUAAAGGUUUUGUGUAUAUACAUUUUAAAAAGUGCUUCUUGGAAACACUGGAGAAUUCCUAAGCUGCCUUUUUUGUUUUCUUUUUUACUGCACACUGAUAAGCACUCAGAAGCAUAAACAUUAAGGAUUUUCAUGUGAGUAGACUGGUAUUUGUAAUUUUGCUUUCUUUAUGCAUAAUGUUGAAAAUCCUUUUCUCUGUUUUCAUGCUAAUGAUUACCUCUUAUUCUCUAUGUGCAAAAAAUUAAAUAUUUUUGUUCAAGUAAAAUGAGAAAAACCUGAGCAGCCCUUAUGUCCUACAAAGUUUUAAGGCAUGGCUCCUCAGUAUUUUUGAGAAUUGUGUUUAUUUUUACAUGUGGAUCAGAAACCAACCUGGUGUUACAUGGUAGGCACUUCUGGGUCUACCAUUCACAGCCUCCUGAAUUUUAAUCUUUGGGAUCUCUGAGGUAUAUGAAAGAUUGUCACCCCAGGGAUGACAUGGUUUGUCAUCGUGGCCCUCUUGCCCCUUAUUGACCACGUUUGCUAUGACUUUCUGUAUCAUCAUGUAGGUUCUGCAGUGUGGAGUUGACACAUUGGCAUUUUAGAACUUGUUAAACCUGUAUCAUUUUUUUUCCAUAAAGACUUUGAAACAUGUAUAUAUUUUUUAAUUUAAGGACUACUUUCCAUGUGUAUGCAAAUCGUCACCUAGGAAUGAGAGAGCUUGGGAGAACCAGCCGAAGUGUCCAUAGCCGGACAAUUUCUUGUUAACUGGAAUAUUGGCUAGUUCAAACUUGACUUCACGUAGUCUAUUUAAAAAAACCCGAACCAAACAGAACAAAAAACACUAAAUUCAUACCAUUCUCUGAAAAGAAGGCUGCAGUCAGCUGAGCACAGACACACAACUGAGGCGUAUGGGGCAGGAGGAAGCCUGUGUGGGGGCCACUCUCACUCAGGGCUUGUUGGUUUCUGUACCAGUGUUCCUUGAUACACCUCAGUACAGGUUUGUCAGUUAACUUUACUUUCUAGGAAGCUCAACAGCCCAACUUAUGUUUCCUUAAACCUAUUUUUUACUAUGAUGGCACUUUGAUAAAAUGGCCAGCAACCAGCCCUGGCCAAAGGUUCACAUACCACGUCCUGGAGCAGCUAUUGUCAAUGUGGGUUUCUAAGGACGGCCAUGUUCUCCUUCAUGUAAGUGCCUGUUCAGAGUCUCAAAGUUUCAAAAUGCCAAAUAUUUUCAUGGUCACUUGCAUGUAUAAUCUAGGAAAUAUUCAAGGAGAUUUUGAAAAACAAUUGUAUUUAACCAGCCUCAAGUUGUGCAACCAUGAUAUAUAAAAUAAAUAAUUUGAAACAGAAACUUAAGUUUGUAGUUUAAAUAAAAUGACUUUAUUCUCAAAUCUUGUCAUUACAGCAUUGCCCAGUGGUUAGGAAGACAGUCACAACAGUGAACUUUUAUUAGUAGUACUAGCUUCAGGUUUGUUAAGGUUUUGUUUUGCUUUGUUUUUUUAGGUUUUAUUUAUUUUAUAUGUAUUGCUGUUUUGGCUGCAAGUAUGUCUGUGCAGGCAUGUGGGCAGUGCCCAAGGAGGGCAGAAGAGAGCAUUAGAUCUCUUGGAGCUGAAAUUACAGGUGUUUGUGAGCGGCCAUGGGGGUGCUGGGAACAGAACCAAGGUAGCCAGUGCUGUUGACCACUGAACCAUCUCUGGGUUCUCCAGCUUCAGUUUUAAGUAGUUAUAUAAUGCUUUUAAUUAAUUUGCUUAAAACUCAUAUAAAAUGCUUAUUCAUUCCA